Messenger RNA from Ziziphus jujuba (common jujube), 1037 nucleotides. RefSeq lists its product as uncharacterized. NCBI's taxonomy places the organism in Eukaryota, Viridiplantae, Streptophyta, Magnoliopsida, Rosales, Rhamnaceae. The transcript has 7 exons. The coding region runs from base 62 to 790 and encodes 242 amino acids. The record is from RefSeq and is a predicted model, not a curated record.
AUCGAAUCACUCACUCUUCUCUCUCUCGAAGUUCUCUGAAGCUGAAAAAGAGAGGAUUAGAAUGACGAGCAUUCCAGGUAGAGGGUGGUCCAGUGGCAGGUUGUUAAGAACGGGUCUGACCCAGCUUCAUAUGGACCCGAACCCGAGAAGAAUAAGAAUCGGCAGCGAUUAUACUCAUCUUAAAGCUUUUUCCAAAUCCAUGGAUGGUGGUGGUAUAGCAGGACGAGGAAAUGGUGUGCUUCGGUUUCCUUUGUCUCCCACCUGCGAUUUCGUUAUCCAGAGAGGAGAUAUCACCAAGUGGUUCGUAGACGGUUCCACCGACGCCAUUGUAAAUGCAGCGAAUGAGCGAAUGCUUGGAGGUGGUGGUGCAGAUGGAGCCAUACAUAGGGCUGCGGGUCCAGAUCUUCUGGAAGCAUGCCGGAAUGUCCCAGAAGUUAGACCUGGAGUUCGCUGCCCAACAGGAGAAGCAAGGAUUACUCCAGGCUUCAGGUUGCCUGUCUCUCAUGUGAUUCACACAGUUGGGCCCAUCUACAAUGCCAAUAGUGAUCCAGAAGCCACUCUGAGAAGUGCAUACAGAAACAGCUUGAGGGUUGCCAAAGAUAACAACAUUCAAUAUAUUGCUUUUACUGCCAUAUCUUGUGGUGUCUAUGGAUACCCUUAUGAGGAAGCUGCCACAGUUGCUAUAUCUACAGCUAAAGAGUUUGCAAAUGACUUUAAAGAGGUGCACUUUGUACUGUUCCUUGAAGAUAUCUACAAUGUCUGGUUGAACAAGGCGAAUGAAUUGCUCUAAACAUCAAUAAGAGUGCCUCGGUCUAUUCUAGAUGCUUAUAGAGAAUUGAUAAACUUAGCAUAUUUUGUGGUUGUUGAAUGGUUGGACUUUUGUACUUAUUACCUUCAUCUGAAAGACAUUGGAGUGAGUGAUAUUGGUGCUUUGUCAACUUUAUGAAGUACUUGAUAUACAGGACUGUAAACCUUCUUGUAAAUCUUCUUCAUAUGGUCAUUUUGCCUAUUAUAUUAACUAGUUGAUAAUUACUCCA